Molecule: messenger RNA, 491 nt
Organism: Diachasmimorpha longicaudata
Lineage: Eukaryota; Metazoa; Arthropoda; Insecta; Hymenoptera; Braconidae
Exons: 2
Coding region: 147-491 (114 amino acids)
Source: RefSeq, a predicted model, not a curated record
CCAUUUCUUUGACUAGGGAAUAGUAAUUUAAUCGUUGAAUGAAACUGUUACUUCGUAGCGAACACGCGUGAUUUUACGUAAUUUCUUAUCACGUAUGAGAGGGCACGCUCGACUUUCAAUAUGCUCUAAUUAUAUGUACAUGAUUAAUGCUGAUUUCGGGCGACUAUUGUGAUCAGCAGAACAUGCUGGAGAACAUUAUGCUACGAUACAAUGUCCAGUGUUGUCCAGUAGCUGCUACAUGUGUGAGAGAAUUUUUUGGCAAUUUGGAAUCAGUUUUCAACGUUUUUGGAAAUGUAUCUAACGUGAGAAAAUCUAUAACCUCCAAUCAUUGGGAGACCUUGGGAGCUCCGGCCAUUCAGUGCAAUAGAACCUGCACGGCUGCACGUCUGUUAGACCCCAAACGCUCGUCCGCUCUAGCUAAGGGAGUUAGUCGCAAACGAACCGCCCAAAGGAACGUCAUUAUUGGUCAGUGGGAGAAUUUGGUCGCAUGA